CGUGCCCCAAAUUCCCCUCCGGCUUCCUCGGGAGAAGGCGGAGAGGCGCCUCCUUCCUCGGCAGGGUUCGAGAGGCAGUGGGAGCCCGCGGGGUUUGAUCAUUGACCAGGCGCUCGCUCCUGCCGGAGGGCGCCGUGCCCGAGCAGCGCCCGGCUCUCCUGCCCCGCAGCCCCGCCAUGCCCGCCCGCCGCCUGCUGCUGCUGCUGCUGCUGCAGCUCCCGGCUGCCUUCUGCCAGCAAGCCCGGGGCAGCCUGCAGCCGUGGUCACAGGGGGUCAUCGCAGUGGUUGUGUUUCUAGUCCUGGUGGCCAUCGCCUUCGUGGUCAACAGGUUCUGGUGUAAGGACAAAGUGGAAAAUGCCGAGAACGUGGUGAGUGUGGAGGACAAGCCAGAUGCUGUCAUAUCCAAUGGCCACGAAGGGAGAUAUGUAUCAGCUGCAGCUGACUUCAGGUCCAAAGAGAACCAGCACGCCUACGAGAACCCCGUGGAGCCCGAGGAAAAGGUGAUCACCACGGCCAUGUAGCAGCACCCACCUGCCCUCCUCCUCCUCUCCGUUCGCUUCCCGCUAUCGUGAUGGGCAUUUCCACAGAGACCCUCUGCACUGGCACCCCCAGAGUGACGGGGCCCCGGCCUCUCCACAGCACCACCACCUCCUGAUCUUUUCCUUUCCCACCCGUGGGACAUGCUCUUGUCCCUCUGGGGUUGGUGUCCACAUGGCACAGGUCCCGAGGAGAGGUCUGGGGGUGCCACCUCUCCUGCCUGGUGGUCACCCCACCUGGUUGGCGAGGCUGUUGUCCCAAGUCCCAGGAGGGCCUUGACCUGUUCAAGACACAGAGGGGAUCCCACUGGUGCCUGGGGCAUCCUCACGCUCCCAGCUGCCCUCCAGGGAGCUGCUGAUGGAAAACCUGCUCUUUUCUCCCCAGUUCACCCUCCUUUUUAUCACCUCCACCAUGCAUUUUAAUGUCAGAACAAACCUCCCCCUCUGUACAUAUAUUCCCGGUGAGCAAUAAAGAGAAUUGUUGCCUAUG
Messenger RNA from Prinia subflava (tawny-flanked prinia), 1026 nucleotides. RefSeq names its product PDZK1 interacting protein 1 (gene PDZK1IP1). Lineage: Eukaryota; Metazoa; Chordata; Aves; Passeriformes; Cisticolidae. The coding region runs from base 177 to 521 and encodes 114 amino acids. The transcript is spliced from 4 exons. The record is from RefSeq and is a predicted model, not a curated record.